CCCAGGCAACGUCUCAGACUCACCGGGUCGAGCUGAUAACUUUAGUUUAUUUAAAACAGACCAGAUAAGAGAAAGGAGGAGAAAUAAACUUAUUUAAGUAACUAGGGAGCUGUCAGAAGAAGUUGAAGAGAGGCAUCUGAAGGCAUUUACUCGGUCUCUCUUUUAAGCUACACCAUACUUGGCGAAGCGGUAUUUAUUUAUUUAUUGUUUUUAUCCUUAAUUUUAUUUAAAAGUUGAAUUCUGACGAAAACCGAAGGAAAAAGUCGAAGUUUCAACUGACUCAACGUACGGCGAGACGUCAUCGAACAUUUGACGAGACGUGAUGGAGGGCGAAAAGCAACUGACUUUUCCACUGAUGCUGGCUGUCGGGACGGCUGUGAUUGGCUCCCUUCAGUUCGGCUACAACACGGGUGUCAUCAAUGCCCCGCAGAAGAUCAUUGAGGCCUUCUACAAUGAGACAUGGAAUGAUCGAUAUAAGGAUAACAUCCAAAAAACAACCAUGACUACCCUGUGGUCUCUGUCUGUGGCCAUCUUCUCUGUGGGUGGCAUUAUUGGAUCCUUCUCUGUCGGGCUGUUUGUCAACCGCUUUGGAAGGAGGAACUCCAUGCUCAUGGCCAAUGUCCUGGCUUUCAUCGCCGCAGCACUGAUGGGCUUCUCUAAGAUGGGGGCGUCCUGGGAGAUGCUCAUUACUGGGCGGUUCGUGGUGGGCCUUUACUCUGGUCUGUCCACUGGCUUUGUGCCCAUGUACGUGGGUGAAGUGGCCCCCACAGCCCUCAGAGGAGCCCUGGGCACCCUUCAUCAGCUGGGCAUCGUUAUUGGCAUCCUCAUGGCUCAGAUCUUUGGUAUGGACGCAAUCAUGGGUAAUGCCACCAUGUGGCCGUUCCUCCUUGGUUUCACCUUUAUCCCAGCCCUGCUGCAGUGCUGUUUACUGCCCUUCUGCCCCGAGAGCCCUCGAUUUCUCCUCAUCAUCCGCAACGAGGAAAACAAAGCCAAAGCAGUGCUUAAAAAGCUGCGCGGAAUGACAGAUGUGAGCGCAGACAUGCAGGAGAUGAAGGAGGAGAGCAGACAGAUGAUGAGAGAGAAGAAAGUGACCAUUCCUGAACUGUUCCGCUCUCCGCUCUACCGACAGCCCAUCGCUAUAGCCAUCAUGCUGCAGCUGUCCCAGCAGCUGUCUGGAAUCAAUGCUGUAUUCUACUACUCUACAAAGAUCUUUGAGAAGGCAGGUGUGCAGCAGCCGGUUUACGCCACUAUUGGAGCAGGAGUCGUCAACACAGCUUUCACUGUUGUGUCGCUGUUUGUGGUUGAGCGAGUGGGCCGCAGGUCUUUGCACCUCUUGGGACUGCUGGGAAUGGCUGGAUCUGCUGUACUGAUGACCAUCGCUCUUGCCUUGCUGGAAAAGUAUGACUGGAUGUCCUACAUGAGCAUCGUAGCAAUCUUUGCAUUCGUGGCCUUCUUUGAGAUCGGACCAGGCCCCAUCCCAUGGUUCAUUGUGGCUGAACUGUUCAGUCAAGGCCCAAGACCCUCUGCUUUUGCUGUUGCAGGAUUCUCCAACUGGACAGCGAACUUUAUCGUGGGCAUGUGCUUCCAGUAUGUCGAGGAGCUCUGUGGGCCGUACGUGUUCAUCAUCUUCACUAUAUUUUUACUGUGCUUCUUCGUCUUCACCUACUUCAAAGUCCCAGAGACCAAGGGCCGGACGUUCGACGAAAUCUCCGCCGGUUUCCGCCAGACAGCAUCAGGUGCUGAGAAGCACUCGCCCGAGGAGCUCAACAGCCUGGGGGCGGACUCUCAACUUUAAACCCCUCCUCUAACCCCGCCUCCCUCACCUGGUCACUCUUCUGCACGCAACUACUGAGGAGAAGGUGUCAGCGGGCUGUCAAUCAAACAUUUCCCCCUUCCCACGGCUGCACUCAUCUCUUAGUCCCCCCGUGCUCCCCAAUGGCUUCAGGAGACAAGGGAGUAAGAGUAGUUAUCAUAUUCCUUUUAUCAGAAAGAUUAUCGUUUUAAGACAUGUUUGAGGUGUCGUAUUUUGCGUUGGCAUCGCUUUGGCUAGUCUUGCUAGGUUUUAUGUUUUUUCUUAACUGUUCUGCUGUGCUAUGAGAGAGUAAAAAAUGGACGGUCUUCGGGUCACUCCUGACCGAGCUGCUACGCUGUUGACGUCACAAAGCCACAGGCCAAACAUAUGCAGACUGACAAUUCAAUACUGUAUUCCAGAUAACUGUAUCUCCAUCAUAAAAGGCUUGUGGCCUUGAUAAACCGAAGUCAGCUUGGCUUAAAAAAAAAAA
Molecule: messenger RNA, 2282 nt
Organism: Sinocyclocheilus anshuiensis
Lineage: Eukaryota; Metazoa; Chordata; Actinopteri; Cypriniformes; Cyprinidae
Product: solute carrier family 2, facilitated glucose transporter member 1-like
Exons: 10
Coding region: 323-1795 (490 amino acids)
Biological process (GO): dehydroascorbic acid transport; response to insulin
Cellular component (GO): basolateral plasma membrane; plasma membrane; apical plasma membrane
Molecular function (GO): D-glucose transmembrane transporter activity
Source: RefSeq, a predicted model, not a curated record